AUGGACGCCGUGUUUACGUCCCUCGGGCUCCUCUUCGCGUUCUGCGUCUCAGACUACCUCCCGUGGCUGCGCGGCCUCGACCUGGAUGGCCACGAGAAGGUGGUCAAGGAGGCGAACGCGACGGUGAACCGGCUCCAUGACACAGUCAUCGACGAGCGAUGGAGGCAGUGGAAGUCCGGCGAGAGAAGGGAGCUCGACGACUUUCUCGACGUGCUCAUCACGCUCAAAGACGCUCAGGGGAAGCCGGCGCUCACCAUCGAAGAGGUCAAAGCGCACUCGAUGGACAUAAUAUUAGCGGCCACCGACAAUCCGUCGAACGCGGUGGAGUGGGCGCUGGCGGAGAUGGCGAAUGCACCGGAGGUGAUGGCAAAGGCGGUGGAGGAGAUGGACCGGGUGGUGGGUCGAGAACGGCUGGUGCAGGAAUCAGACAUCCCGCAACUCAACUAUGCCAAAGCGUGCAUCCGCGAGGCGUUUCGGCUGCACCCUGUCGCCCCCUUCAAUCUGCCGCACAUUGCGCUCGAUGACACCACUGUUGCCGGCUACCAUGUGCCCAAGGGCAGCCACGUCAUCCUCAGCCGCAUCGGGCUUGGUCGAAACCCGGUCAUCUGGGAGGAGCCACUUCUCUUCAAACCAGAGCGCCACAUUAAUAUGGCUGAAGGCGGCGAUGUGGUGCUCACUGAGAAUGAAUUGCGGUUCAUCUCCUUUAGCACCGGCCGCCGUGGGUGCAUCGCAUCAUCGCUAGGGACGGACAUGUGCAUGAUGCUCUUCGGGCGGCUAAUCCAAGGGUUUACUUGGAGCAAGCCGCAGGGGGUAGCAGCCAUUGAUCUCAGCGAGUCGGAGCAUGAUUUAUUCCUAACCAAGCCGUUGGUGCUCCAUGCAGAGCCGCGCCUACCGGUGCACCUCUACUCUGCCACUGGCAUCUAA
This is a messenger RNA of Triticum turgidum subsp. durum (durum wheat), 924 nucleotides long. The record is from the annotation of a GenBank genome assembly. Lineage: Eukaryota; Viridiplantae; Streptophyta; Magnoliopsida; Poales; Poaceae.